CUGGUCAGCUAGAUGACGUCAACUGUCAAAAAGCGUGGUUGGAAGCUAAAACUCCCAUAUUGCUUGGUUACGCUUUAGUGUUACCCUUUAAGUAAGAAAUUCCGCUUCGGAGUGGCGUCCCUUCGGGGACAUCCGAUAAAAUUGGAACGAUACAGAGAAGAUUAGCAUGGCCCCUGCGCAAGGAUGACACGCACAAAUCGAGAAAUGGUCCAAGUUUUUUUGUACUUUUUUUGCCAAUUUUCAUUCGCCUUCGGACAAAGAACUUUUCUGGGUUUGCUUUGUUAGAAUUGCUUGAUGAAAGAUUUUGUCAGAAAAUCCGUAAUCAGGUUCUCCUGGCAAUUCCUGGUAGUACCAUGUUUUAAUUUGGGUGAGCUACUUGAUUAGAAAUGUUUACAAGGAAAAAAUCCAAGCUAAGGUACAGAUACUGCUAUCUUUUAUAUUUGCAUAUGCAGGUGAAAAUACAUUGAAGUAGGAUGAUAGUUGUCAUAUGAUGUAUUUUCCAUGAUUGUGAACUCAAAUCCAGUUUUUUCUUUUCCUUUGUUUAGGGGGUGGAGUUGGGGUUGUGAUCUCACAAUUGUUAUGGCUGUUAUCAUUGUACUUUUUAGUUAACCAGGAUUUUGUUGGAGUUCAAUGAUUACUGGUCACUAUAUUGUAGCCUUCUUACCCAAAAAUUGGCAGAAGGUUGGCAUUUUGAUCAUCCUCAUUCCUCAGGGCUUAGGCACCUCCUUCCCCCCAAGCCCUCUACAUUUUUCCUUUCCCCUUUCUUUUACUGGUAUUUAUCCAUUGAUUUUUUUUUUUUUUCACUUUAUUGCAGGAUAAAAGCAGGUUUUGGACAAGUUUCUUUAAAACCCGGCCAUUAGUGUUGGAAAAAGUCCAAUGUUUCUGGCUUGAAUGAACUAUUGAAUUUUGUUUGAAUUCUCCUUUUUCUUCCUUUCCAACAUAAAUUGCUAUUGCUGUUAGUAUUUAUUUUAUAGCAAAUUUUCUUCUAGCUUUUGUGCAUAUUAACUAUGUACAAAAAUGAGAUUGUCAAAGUUAUCUCAUCUUGAAAGGUAGAAAAGCGCAAUGAAUAAGCUUGCUUCCUAGUCCUAAUUCCUAAACUCCAAUGUUUUUAUUGGCAUAUUGGAUUCAAGAUGAAGAAGACAGCUCGAAUGGGUUAACUUCUUCAAGUCUUCAAGCAUGCUUCUGUGUGAUUGAUCACACUGAUCAUAUUAAUACAGUAGUUGUUGAUGCAUCCGGUAAAUGGCCCAUGACUCCAUGUCCAUACCUUUCGUUCCAAUAUAAAUCCUGAUUGAAAAAAUUUGGUAUUUAUUAUCAAAAAGAAAAGUUUCAUAUUGAUUAGAACUAGAUUAAUUUUCUCGAGUAAAUGCUAUUGAACAAAGAAGGAUACUCCAACAAGCAACAACCAAAAGAAAUCUACUCUUUUCCUUAAUUGGAAAAGAUAUGAGUUCCCUAUCUAUUCGGUAAGUCACCAUUUCUGCUCUAAUAAUUAUAUUCUAUCUGCAAAUGGAACUCAAGGAAUGCCGUAUUUUAAAAUAAAAAAAAAAAAGCAUUUUGGGUGUUUUGAUUAAGAAAUGUUAGGUUCAAAAUUGUAUGAUUAUUCUUAUUUAUCGAAAAUAAUAGUACUUAGGAUAAACAAAGCAAAAAGGUUAGGAGAAGUGUGUAAUGAAAACGGUGAAAUGAUGUAAAUAACCACUGAGAGAGAAAUGAGGGGUUGGGGUUGGGUGAUCUGAUACGUGAAAGGGCAAAGGGCAAUGAGAAAUGCGGGUAGCAACAGCCAAUAGCCCCCGUUUUGCCGUAGACUCUACUCAUAAACCAAAACAUGAGAAGCACCUAAAUUUCGCAUCUCGAUGUCUACUACUAUUACUGUUAGUAGACCUUGAAACCAUACCAGAAAUCCCUCUCACCAUUAACCAAUUCUUCAUCUUUUCCAAUUUAUAACAAUCAGGCCCCAACAACCCAAAGCCACCCCCAAUUUUUUCAGAUCCUCUCCAAAAAACUCCAUUUCCUAGUUCCUCCCCUCUAUUUAAAAAUAAUAAAAAAAAAGCCAAGCCUUCUUUUUUGAUUUAGACCCACGACACGUACCAAAGCAUAGGAUUAUGGGAACACAACACGGACCAAACCCAGUUUGAGUUUGGUCUGCGUAUUUGUUUAGAAGUCUUUUGAGUUAGGACACAUCCACACACACGAAUUUUUUUUUUUUUUUUUAUGUUCCUUUGUUGUUUUUCUUUAUCUUGAAUUUUGUAUCUCCCUUUCAAUUUUGGCCACGGGACACAUGCCCAACUCACAAACCACAUCUACUAUCUAUUCCCUAGAGUUUAACCUCCCAACACUCAAACCCAAAGGCAAAAAAACCCUUUUCUCCAAUUCCAUUUCCCUAGCCAAAAAAACCAAUAACCAUGGAAAUAAAAGUAGGGUGAUCUCCCUUUAAACUCUUGAUAUGGAAGGAAAGUGACUUGGGGGGAUAAUCAAUGUUCAUAUGCACAUUAUUCUGCUUUAGAGAUGUCAGUUUGAAUCAUGGAAGUGCUCCCCUAUUCUGGUGUUCAGUAUGUUGCGGAUUCUGAUUGUGCUCAACCGAGUUCAGGAACAACUUUUACUUAUGACGGAGAAUCUAAUUGCUUGGAACAUAGAAAACAAGUUCAGGUGACAGAUGGUAGGAUGAAUGACUUGUUGCUAAGUAUGGAGGGGAUUCAAGCAGGAAGACAGGAUGAUGGUCAAGGCACAAGGGAUGAAUUGCCAAUUUCAGAAGAACACCAUAGUGGAUCUUCAUAUUAUGAUUGCCAGGCAGAGGGCCUAAGAUUAUCUUGCGGAUCACAUGAUUAUGAAGAUGAUGAUUCAAAUGCACAGAAUUAUUGCACUGGACCUCACUUGGCCUGUGAAAACUCUCAUUUAAUCGUUGACACCAUUGAAAGUGAAUCACCAAGCAGCAAAAGGGAGGGAGAAUUGUCUCUUUCUGAGCCCAAUUGGUUAGAGCGUGAUGUAUCUGUGGCAUUAUGGGUGAAGUGGAGAGGAAAAUGGCAAGCUGGAAUCAGAUGUGCAAGGGCUGACUGGCCAUUAUCGACUUUAAAAGCAAAACCAACUCAUGAUCGAAAGCAGUAUUUUGUGAUAUUUUUUCCUCACACCAGGAAUUAUUCUUGGGCAGACAUUCAACUUGUCCAAUCCAUUAAUGAGUUCCCUCAACCUAUUGCAUAUAGGAGUCAUAAAGUUGGACUAAAAAUGGUUAGAGAUCUAUCUGUUGCAAGGAGGUACAUAAUGCAAAAGCUAGCUGUUAGCAUGCUGAAUAUAAUUGAUCAGUUUCAUUGCGAGGCUUUGAUAGAGACAGCACGUAAUGUGAUUGUCUGGAAGGAAUUUGCUAUGGAGGCUUCUCGCUGCAGUCGUUAUUCUGAUAUUGGGAAGAUGCUUUUGAAACUUCAAAGUAGGAUAUUGCCCCACUACGUAAAUGCUAACUGGCUUCAAGAGUCUUUUCACUCAUGGGUACAACAAUGUCAGAAUUCACAUAGUGCUGAAUCUAUUGAAUUGCUAAAGGAGGAAUUGUUUGAUACUAUACUGUGGAAUGAGGUUAGAUCUCUUGGGGAUGCACCGGUGCAGCCCACACUUGGUUCUGAGUGGAAAACCUGGAAGCAUGAAGUAAUGAAAUGGUUCUCAACAUCUCAUCCUGUAUCUACUGCUGGAGAUGUUGAUCAUUGGAACGGUGAUGGUCCCUCAAACAUAAGUACACAAGUUAGCAAGAAGAGGCCCAAGCUUGAAGUCCGCCGUGCAGAGACACAUGCCUCCCAGGUGCAAAGCAAUGGUUCUGAUCAAACUAUAACUGUUGAAAUUGACUCAGAUUUUUUUAGUCGCCAAGAUGCUGUAGAUGUCAAUAUGCCAAUACCAGAAAUUUGUAAAAAUGAAGAUGAGAGGGAGGAAACCACACCGAUGGACACAUCAAAUAAUUUGACUGACAGAUGGGAUAAAAUUGUGGUUGAAGCAAGGCAUUCGGAGCUCAUUGACUUCAAAGGCAAAGAUGUUGAAAUAGCACCAGCAAGUGAAGAGGUCAAGAGCACCUCAACUCUGCACAUUCAGCCAAAAGAAGUGGAAUUGACACCUGUGAAUGAAGCAGUUGCUAAGAAAUCAACAGAUGCUGGGAGUAAAACCAGGCAGUGCAUAGCAUUUAUAGAGUCGAAGGGAAGGCAAUGUGUGAGGUGGGCAAAUGAUGGGGAUGUUUAUUGUUGUGUGCACUUGGCCUCUCGUUUUAUUGGUAGCUCUGGCAAAACAGAAGUUACUUCCCCUGUUGGUACACUAAUGUGUGAAGCUACCACUGUGCUUGGCACUAGAUGCAAGCAUCGGUCCCUAUGUGGCUCCUCAUUCUGCAAGAAACACAGACCUAAAAAUGAUGAAAAUAAUAUCUCCCAUUCUCCAGAGCACGCAAAAAGGAAGCAUGUGGAGAUUAUUCCCAGUUCAGAAACCACACACUGCAGAGAUGUAGUUUUGGCAGGAGAUAGUGAAAGUCCCCUGCAAGUGGAGCCAAUGUCAAUAACUGAGGGUGAUGUGUUGCAUGGAAGAAACCACUUAAUUGAGAAGCCUGGACAUUCUGUUAAAGAUCAUGAUAGCACAGAAUUAUUGCAUUGCAUAGGCUUAUUCUCCCAUAGUGGUUUUGAUCCUUGUAAUGAAAGUCCUAAGCGGCAUUCAUUAUACUGUGAUAAACACCUUCCAAGCUGGCUCAAGCGUGCAAGGAAUGGUAAGAGCAGGAUAGUAUCCAAAGAAGUGUUUAUUGAUCUUUUGAAGGACUGCUAUUCACUUGAACAAAAAUUGCAUUUACAUCAAGCAUGUGAACUUUUCUACAAGCUCUUUAAAAGUAUUUUAUCUCUAAGAAACCCAGUUCCUAUGGAAGUUCAACUUCAGUGGGCCCUUUCUGAAGCAUCCAAAAAUUUUAGAGUUGGGGAAAUUUUAAUGAAGUUGGUUUACAGUGAAAAGGAGAGAAUCCAAAGAUUAUGGGGCUUCACUGGUGCCGAAGGUGCACCUUUGUCCUCUUUUGUGGAAGAACCAGUUCCCUUGCCAUUGGCCGUCCAUGAUAGCUUUGAUGAUGACAAGACUAUUAAGUGCAAAAUUUGCUCAGUGGAAUUUCUUGAUGACCAGCAUCUUGGCACACACUGGAUGGAGAAUCAUAAAAAGGAAGCACAAUGGUUGUUUAGAGGUUAUGCUUGUGCAAUCUGCCUAGAUUCAUUUACCAGCAAGAAAGUUUUGGAAUCCCAUGUUCAGGAGAGACACCGUGUACAAUUUGUUGAACACUGCAUGCUUCUCCGAUGCAUUCCCUGUGGCAACCAUUUUGGCAAUACCGAGGAAUUAUGGUUGCAUGUGCUGUCAACUCAUCCUGUUGAUUUUAGACUGUCAAAGAUUGCUCAACAUCAUAAUCUAUCUAUGCGUGAGGAAUCUCCACUGAAACUUGAGCUCGGCAAUUCAGCUUCUUUGGAGACUAACUCAGAGAAUGUAUGCAGUUUUCGAAAGUUUAUUUGCAGGUUUUGCGGCUUGAAGUUUGAUUUGCUGCCUGAUCUUGGCCGCCACCACCAGGCUGCUCACAUGGGACCAAGUUUAGCGAGCUCUCGUCCCCCGAAGAGAGGGGUUCGAUUUUAUGCAUAUAAACUAAAAUCUGGAAGACUUAGCCAUCCUAGAUUUAAGAAAGGUCUGGAGGCAGUGUCAUAUAGGAUCAGGAAUAGGGCAACUGCAACUAUGAAAAAACGCCUUCUGGCAUCAAAGUCGAUUGGCACUGACAUCAUUAGUGUAGAGCCUCAUGUAACGGGGACAUCAAAUCUUGGCAGAUUAGCAGAAUUGCAGUGCUCAUCCCUUGCAGAAAAAUUAUUUUCCAAAGUUCAUAAAACAAAACCACGACCUAAUAACUUAGACAUUUUGUCUAUUGCCUGCUCUUCUUGUUGCCAAGUGAGCCUCAAAGCCUCAUUGGAGGAGAAGUAUGGGAUGUUACCAGAGCGUAUGUACCUCAAGGCAGCCAAGCUUUGCAGUGAGCAUAACAUUCAAGUCGAGUGGCAUCAAGAGGAAUUUGUAUGUGUAAAUGGAUGUAAGCCUGUCAAGGACCCAGAUUUUCUGUCCCCAUUGAUUUCUUUUCCUAAUGAUUUUGGGGGCCACCCAUCAGCAGAUUCCUUGGAUAAUGUUGAUAAGGAGUUGGAACUGGAUGAGUGUCACUAUAUCAUUGACUCACAACACUUUAAACAAUGGUCCAUGCAGAAGGCCAGUGUCUUGUGUGAUGAUUUAAGCUUUGGAAAGGAAUCAGUUCCAGUAGCUUGUGUAGUGGAUGAAGGUCUUUCUGAUUCCCUUUACAUCUAUGGUGAUAGUUCCAAUGACCAAAACGCUAGAUCCUCUAUGCCUUGGGAGAAUUUUACCUAUGUUACAAAAUCUUUGCUUGAUCAAUCCCUUGAUCUUGAUGCUGAGAGUUUGCAACUUGGGUGCACAUGUUCCAAUUCAUCAUGUAGUCCUGAGACAUGUGAUCAUGUAUAUCUCUUUGAUAGUGAUUAUGAAGAUGCAAGAGACAUAUAUGGGAAACCCAUGCGUGGCAGAUUUCCCUAUGAUGACAAAGGGCUAAUUAUCUUGGAGGAGGGCUACCUUGUCUAUGAAUGCAACCACAUGUGUAGCUGCAAUAGAGCAUGUCCAAAUAGGGUCUUGCAAAAUGGAGUACGAGUGAAAUUGGAAGUCUUCAAAACAGAGAAUAAGGUAAUGAUUUCAAUUUUUGGUUCUAUUCUAGAGUUUUGUCCUUUGACAUUGCUUCGUGUUGAUCUUCAGGGCUGGGGAGUCAGGGCUGGUGAACCAAUUCUGAGUGGCACAUUUGUGUGUGAGUGCAUUGGUGAGAUCUUAGAUGAGCAGGAGGCAAACAAUAGGCUUACCAGGUAUGAUAGAGAUGGUUGCAACUACAUGUAUAACGUUGAUUCUCAUAUCAAUGAUAUGAGUCGAUUGAUUGAAGGACAGGUCCGCUAUGUUAUUGAUGCAACCAAAUAUGGAAAUGUUUCCCGGUUCAUCAAUCAUAGUUGCUCAGCAAAUCUUGUGAAUCAUCAAGUUCUUGUGGACAGCAUGGAUUGUCACCGUGCUCACAUUGGUCUCUAUGCCAGUCAAGAUAUAGCUAUGGGUGAAGAGCUGACUUUUGACUAUCAAUAUAAACUGCUACCUGGACAAGGUUAUCCAUGUCUAUGUGGAGCUUCUGCAUGUCGUGGCCGCCUUUACUAAACCCUCAGUCAGCACUAUGGGGUCUCUAUGGCAUCAAAGGUUUUGCUUUUUGAGUUCACAAAUGAGGAUACCGAGCUCCAACACAGGAGCUCUACCUCCAUCAAGCGAGUCACCGGACUGAAUCUGGCACUCUUGUUGCGAACAGUUCUACUUUUUAGCACGUGAUUCUUACACCAAGGCAACAGUAAACUGCCUAAUCUCUAGCAUGGGCCAUGGAGUUCAGCAGGCUCCUGACAGAUAAUGCAACUUGCGGUAUGGAAUUUUCGACCAAGCGAGAUUGUACCGAAAGUAGUUCUUUGUAAACGGGCUCCAAGGAAAUGGGAUGAAAGCUUACACUGUAUUUGACGGAUCCCUUUUUAAAUUCUCCCCUCCUCUCCCCCAUUUAUUUUUCUUCUUUCUUGAGUAGUUAAGUCACUUUUGGGUAGGGCGUACUGUAGAUUUUCUGUUUUAUCCCAACGUUCGGAGUUCUUGGGUUGAUAGCUUAGCCUAGGAAUAUUGGAAAGCAGUUUUUAAGCAUGCGUGAAUUGCUUAUUUUUGGUAGUAGUGCCUCAGCCUUAUUUGUGAAAAACUCUCUAGUUUGUUCUUCUUUGUGUAAAGUUUUGAGUAAUUCCUAUUAUGCCUUGCUUCAUUCAAGUUAUUCCGAUACUGAAUAAAGACGUCUAUUCAGCUAGUAAAAUGACAGAAAUUGUCAAAUGUAUGUGUAAUGUCAGAAAC
Durio zibethinus is the source of this 7917-nucleotide messenger RNA. The record is from RefSeq and is a predicted model, not a curated record. Lineage: Eukaryota; Viridiplantae; Streptophyta; Magnoliopsida; Malvales; Malvaceae.